AUGCAAUAAUAUCAAUCAUAACCAGCAUUUAAUCCUAAACAUUUGUUUACAAUGAAAAAGUAUUUCAAUGGAUAUGUGUAAUAAAACAGAUUUUUUCACAAAAAAACUGAAACCAAAUCAGAUAGUGGAAGUGAAGUAUUUAAAGAAAUCUAAUAACUACCCUAAAUUGUAUAAAGAAUAGAUAGAAGAAUUGAAAAUGUGAAUUAUAAAUAUAAAAGUGCUCCAAUGAUAGAAAAGAAGAAACAAAACUCACGUAAACUCUCUUUUCCAGUACUCAAAUAUUCUCCAACCGAGAAUAAGGUACAAUUAUAGAAGAUAAAAGACUUGAUAGAAUAGCACACCUCACGUGUAAUUGUUAAAGAUGAUAUGCUUAAACAUAUGAUUGGUUAUAGCAAGAUUUCUUAGAUGAUUAUUUGA
This is a messenger RNA of Paramecium primaurelia, 417 nucleotides long. NCBI's taxonomy places the organism in Eukaryota, Ciliophora, Oligohymenophorea, Peniculida, Parameciidae. The record is from the annotation of a GenBank genome assembly.